AUGUAUCCGCCGUUUUUUGACGCUCCUCCGUCCCUGCUAAAGAAACCAGAUGGUUCAAUACUUUUCGAAUGCAUUUGUAAUGGUAGCCCACAACCAAAAAUUCAAUGGUUCUUCAAAGACAAGGAGUUGACUGAUCCCAGACAUGAGCAAAAAAUUAAGAAAAGUGUUGGAAAGUGGACGGUAACUAUGAUAAUGAAGGUUUGUUUUAUGUCCUUCAUACUACAGAGCUGGUAAAG
Cylicostephanus goldi is the source of this 236-nucleotide messenger RNA. Lineage: Eukaryota; Metazoa; Nematoda; Chromadorea; Rhabditida; Strongylidae. The record is from the annotation of a GenBank genome assembly.